AUGGAAAGGAAUCUUAACAAUGAAUUAUUUGCUUUUUCAGACUACGCUUUGGAGUUCAAACUUUGUUUUAAUCCUGCCAAAUCCAUCGUUACUUUCUUUACCACCAACAAAAGAUUGUACAACUAUCAGCCAAAUAUAAAGAUGGAUAACAAGAAUCUUGCUUACGAAAAGCAUCCAACUUAUCUCGGAUACGUCUCAGACCCAGAAUGGACAAGCAACAAACAUAUCGAACAUAUUGUCUCAAAAUGCAGAAAACGAUUAAACUUGCUUAAAUAUAUUGCGGGCAAAGAUUGGGGAGCAGAUGCUGUCACGUUAAGAGAUACCUAUUUGUCUCUCAUUAGACCCAUCCUGGAAUAUGGCUUUCCUGUGUACUCCUGUGCAUCUGCCACUAACCUGGAUAAAUUGGAAAGGGUCCAACUAAGUGCUGCAAGAAUAAUUACUGGACUCAAACGUAGUUGCCCUAAGGAAAUAGUCCUCUUUGAGGCUGAUCUUCAACCCCUCCAAACUAGAAGAAAGGCAAAUCUCACCAAUUACUUCAAACUUUCUAGAUAUGGUCAGCACAAUAGAAUCUCUCUUUACCUUAACAACUGGCGCAACAAUCAGCGACUGAAGAAAAACAGUCCAUUCAGUCAUGUUGAACUUCUGCAUUUGCCUUCUGAAGACGUUGAGCCCCACUCCUUAAAAUCUUAUCUGAAUCCUUCAGAGGGAAUUCCCCGAGUCCAUUUCCACUUCGACUUUUCUGCUCCGGUCACAAAGAAAGAUCUUAUCCCAGCUGAACUUAGGCAGCUAGCUUUGGAAAUUUUAGGCGAGAUUCCCAGUGACGCCGUAAAAAUUUACACAGAUGGUAGUGGACUCGGAAACCUAGCUGGUAGCGGCGUCUUCAUUGAAAUAUCUGAGCAAAAUUACUCCAUCUGUCUCCGUAUGCCUGAUUUCACUUCAGUCUUUCGAAGUGAAUUAACCGCAAUUGAACAGGGCAUCGAUGCUAUAAUCAACGAGAGUGACUUUGGAGAUUUUUGGAUCCUGUCGGAUAGUUGCAGCUCCCUUCAACACCUACACAACUGGACUAAAGUUGGAGACAAAACAAGCAUCUCCAUCCUUCUUAAACUUCAACUUAUUUCAAAGCACCACGACGUUCAUCUUCAGUGGAUACCAUCCCACGUUGACAUCUUUGGAAAUGAGCAAGCGGAUCGCUUGGCCAAGGAGGGCUGUAGUCAUUUAACAUCUUCGUCCUCAGCCCUUACCUUUUCUGAGUAUCAGUCCAAAAUCAAAAGCCAUCUAUCAAAAAAGUGGAGGAUCCCCCCCUCUCAUCAUUGGUAUGCGGCCAAGGAACCGGGCUCUUCACUUGUUCAUACAGGGGAAAGAGCAUCUCAAACAGCUAUUUCCAGACUGACAAGCGGACACACGAACAGUCUCUCGUACUUUAAAGGAAGAAAGACUUAUGCAGUCUGCUCUAAAUGUGAAGCCCAGCAGGCCUCAGCAGAACAUUACCUCGACUGCUUGGGCCUUUCCAAGGAGGACUUAUAUGCUUCUCCACUUCUUGUAAUCGACUUUUUGAGGGUCAACAACAAACUACUGGAUCUUGUCUGA
Parasteatoda tepidariorum (common house spider) is the source of this 1587-nucleotide messenger RNA. RefSeq lists its product as uncharacterized. NCBI's taxonomy places the organism in Eukaryota, Metazoa, Arthropoda, Arachnida, Araneae, Theridiidae. The record is from RefSeq and is a predicted model, not a curated record.